AUGCAGAAGAAGUUUUCAGAUGAACCAAAGAACUUUGAAAUUUAUGAAAGACGACUCGAGACUUUACCAACUGGCAACAAAAUAAAUACUGAAAAUGAAAACAAUGUUCAAAUUGAUAGGAUGACAGCAAGAGAGAAAAAGAAGAAGCAUGUAAAGCAAUACCUCCUGAUCAUCCAAGCAGAGCAAUCGCUGAUGUAG
Molecule: messenger RNA, 198 nt
Organism: Enterospora canceri
Lineage: Eukaryota; Fungi; Microsporidia; Enterocytozoonidae
Source: the annotation of a GenBank genome assembly